CGCGCUCCGCUCGCCCGACCCGCUCGCUCGCCUCGCCACCACUAUUCAUACGGCCGGCUUCAACAUCAAACUUAAAUAUUAAGCUUUGCAAUAAAUCACUGUGCAGUGUUAAUUGAUUCAUAAAGAAAAUGAUAAUAAAUUGGUGGUUGUGUGUUGAUCAUAUAUAAACAUGCUACGGAACUUUUGCCAGUUUUGAAAAUACUUUGUUACGUGAAACAUUUGUACAGAGAGGUGCUACAGGCGAGUGGUUGUGGAGGGCGCGUCGCGGACCAUGUCGCGGCGAUGACGCGGCGCGCAGCGCGCGGCAUGCCCUGCUGACAUGGCACGCAGCCGCUCCGCCCUCCUUACGCUGGCAGCUAUCGCAGCACUCGCCGGGUGUUGUGUGUGCGCUCCGCAAGGGAGUGUGCAGGGCGGCGUACAAGGAGGCGCGCAAGUGCCGCCCGGGGUGCCGCACUCCACCGCGCCUCCGGCAGGAGUCGGUGGCGUACGAAGGUUCAGUCAAUAUUCCAGAGGCAGAGGGUACCGCGACUGGCGCACACGGGGCGAUCCCACGCUCAUCAACUCACUCUGGCGCAGCCGGCAACCACUAGGAAUACGCAAGCAGCUCGGGAACGCCGAGGUAUACAUAAUACUAGCGCUGCUGAUCGGCUUCGUGACCGUUGUGGUGGGGUGCUGGCUCUCCGACAACUGCUGGUCGCCGGAGCCGGAGGACGUGCUGGCCGGCGGGUGACCCGUGGCGGCGGGCGCGUGCACGCACGUGUAGCGCCCGCCGUCCGCGGCCGCGGACA
Spodoptera litura is the source of this 788-nucleotide messenger RNA. RefSeq lists its product as uncharacterized. The record is from RefSeq and is a predicted model, not a curated record. NCBI's taxonomy places the organism in Eukaryota, Metazoa, Arthropoda, Insecta, Lepidoptera, Noctuidae.